Sycon ciliatum is the source of this 977-nucleotide messenger RNA. RefSeq lists its product as uncharacterized. NCBI's taxonomy places the organism in Eukaryota, Metazoa, Porifera, Calcarea, Leucosolenida, Sycettidae. The transcript has 5 exons. The coding region runs from base 1 to 771 and encodes 256 amino acids. The record is from RefSeq and is a predicted model, not a curated record.
AUGCUCCCGAAUGAAUGCGGAAAGUGGUGGCGGGGCCCUGGUGCUCAGCCGACCUUGGUGGUCUCGGCGUCUGCACAGACAAAGCGCGCCAAGAACCUUCUGUGUAUUGUUGUAUUGUUCUGCGCAGUCAAUCCACCUGCAAGCGGUUACCGUGCAGACUGCGUGGUCAAUGGAGCCAAUAACCUUUUGGGAGCGUACCAGCAGGUUUACAGAGAUGGGUCUGUUGUUUGCAGAGCAGGCCACAGUAAUGUACCACAGGGCACGCCGUACUGCACGACUAUUAUAGGACUAGUACACUGGUGGCAUAAGAUUGACAAAUGUGUUCCAACAUUCCAUUGGUUACGAGAAUCCGUGUACGCCAUUGACAGGACAGGACAUGUAUCCGUAGCGACCAUCAGAUCUGAUUGUCAGAAGCGAAAUGGAACACUGCCAUACUCAACCCUGGACCUACCGUUGAACGGGAGUGACUUGGCGUGGGGACCAAAUUGGGCAGUAUUUGGGGACAUCUCUAUCUUCUAUGUAGAUUAUGGAGUAAUCAGUUCGCGAUCCUACGCUGACAAUGUCUACCCCGCUAAUUUGAUGUUCUUGUGCAUAAUUGAAUGCAGAGUUGAUGAAGCGCAGCUCAAUCUACUCGGAUACCGAUCCAUUAGCAAGGAUCUGCAUGUUACAUGUGAGACAGGCUAUCAACUUCACACCCUCAAGGAAGAAGUGGCCUGCGGGCCGGAUGGCAUCUGGAAGAAUUUACCACGUUGCAUAAGGAACAUCAUAUAGGAGACAACGGACCUCUUCUUCUGCAAUGUGGAUGGAUACUCCCAAUAGAAAUGAGUAUGCCCGGUGUGGAUGAGCAUUCCCAAUGCAGAUGACUAUUCCAGAAUGAAUGCUCUCUUUCUUGUUCAUUGUAUGCCUUGCAAUCAUCGCUUAACUUUUCACUCAUGCAUGUAGACAUAAUUAUAAGGAUAUGUUUACAUCGAUAUUGA